Messenger RNA from Sorex araneus (European shrew), 1317 nucleotides. Its product is annotated as gasdermin-C-like. NCBI's taxonomy places the organism in Eukaryota, Metazoa, Chordata, Mammalia, Eulipotyphla, Soricidae. The transcript has 9 exons. The record is from RefSeq and is a predicted model, not a curated record. Gene Ontology annotation, molecular function: phosphatidylinositol-4,5-bisphosphate binding; phosphatidylserine binding; phosphatidylinositol-4-phosphate binding. The coding region runs from base 1 to 1317 and encodes 438 amino acids. Gene Ontology annotation, biological process: defense response to bacterium; pyroptotic inflammatory response.
AUGGCCGUCAUCUUUGAUGAUGCAGUAAAGAGGUUACUCAGACAGGUGGGGAAAGAAGAUCUGAAACCAGUUACCAAUCUUGGAAGUGCUGAGAAAUUCCAAUAUUUUAAAAUAUUACGGAGCAAGAAGAAUGCACUCUCAUCAUUUUGGAAACAACCCGACAUUUCGGCUGAAUUCUCCCUCCUGGAUAUCCUGGACCCAAGUUCUCCAGUCCCAGAUCCUUCCAGAGAAGGCCCAUUCACCUACAAAGGCAAUAUGGUCUGGGAAGGAAAGGGUGAUAUGACUGUUGAUGCAGGUCUUGGGGCACAAGUGACAGCAUCAGCGGAGACUGAUAAGUCACGUGAAUUUGUUCUCGAGUUUCAGAUUAAUAGGAUCACAACAAACAUCAUUUCAGACCUUCGUUCAAGGGCACUUUUAAAACCAGAGCCAUGGUUUCUGGAACAAUGUCGAAAACGAGGAGAUAACCUAUAUGUGGUGACAGAAACUGUGGAAGUGACCAACGCUCCUGAGCUGAGAGUUGAAAGUGGUAGGAAUUGGUUGGGAAAAUUCUCCAUUCCACAGAACCCUUAUAUCAAGGGUCAAGGCCACGUACAUGGUGUCAAGAAGAAACAAGAAUCACUGACUUUACCACAGCUUAAGGUUAUGGCAUAUCAGAAGAAGCAGCUGGUUAUCAAGUGGGAUGGCUGGGAGAUUCUUCUCACCGAAGAUAAAAAUCAGAAGACCUUUUCUGAUGAUUUUAAGAAACUACAAGAUGAGAUUUCCAGAAGAGUGAAAGAACUAUCCAAUUUUUCAAAGGAUAUUCAGGAUAUUUUAUUCCAUAAUAUUUUGGUCAUGCUUGGAGAUCGAGGGGCUCUUCAGGACCUGCAGGACAACAUGGAACAGUUUCCCCAGGGUGAUUUGGAUGGCCCUGGUGGAAUAAUUCUAAAAGAACUGAGAAAGAACUUACAAAAUUCAUGGAAUUAUCGACUAUCCUGCAUCUCUUAUAUGCUUGAAGCCUUGAUGGUGCUGAAUGACACCCAACAGGAGCUGCUGGCAUGGUCCAUGGAGAAGAAGAUCCUGGUUUAUCAGCGGGAGCUGGUAAGGAGUAUCUUGGAGCCCAACUUCAAAUACACUUUGACAAUUCCAUUCACCCUUAAACCAGAGCUUCUUACCCCACUGCAGGAUGAGGGUGUGACUAUCACCUACAAACUGCUGGAGGAGUGUGGCCUGAAGAUUGACCUAAAUAGCAAUAGGUCAUUCUGGGAUCUGGAAGCCAAGAUGCCACUGUCAGCCCUGUACGGAUGCCUCUCACUGCUUCAGCAGCUGGCUGUGGCCUGA